Molecule: messenger RNA, 674 nt
Organism: Impatiens glandulifera
Lineage: Eukaryota; Viridiplantae; Streptophyta; Magnoliopsida; Ericales; Balsaminaceae
Exons: 3
Coding region: 130-534 (134 amino acids)
Source: RefSeq, a predicted model, not a curated record
UACAUAAAUCCUGCUUCUGUUGUCAAAGACAUACUUCUCUCCUAUAAUCCAGUCUGUCUUUCCUCUCAAGAAAUCAACGCAGAUCUUCAGAUCCCUGUCUUCAUCAUCGUCACCUUAACCAAAUCGAAGAUGGUUGAGCUAAAGCAGAAACAGGCAGAGUUUGUCAAAGUUGAGGAGCUUCUUCCCCAAGCUGAAGGGUUUAGCAUCAUAGUUAAGGUUGUUAGCUCCAAGGUUGUAGUAACAAAGGGCCGUGGUGAUGGAAACUUUGGUCGCCAGUCGCGUAUGGCUGAAUGCUUAGUCGGGGAUGAGACAGGAGUCAUCAUCUUCACUGCCAGGAAUGACCAAGUGGACUUGAUGAAAGAGGGUGCAACAGUGAUCCUGAGGAAUGCGAAGGUUGACAUUUUCAAGGCGUCGAUGAGGCUGGCAGUUGACAGGUCUGGGCGUGUUGAAGUGGCUGAUUCUGCUGAUUUCACUGUGAAGGAAGAUAGCAACUUGUCACUCAUCGAGUUUGAACGUGUGGAUGUUGUGGUUUAAUAGUAUAAACAAACAAGACUGCACUAGUGACUGCAACUUUUCUUUUUUUGGUUGAGUUCAUUUAGAAACAUUGCAUCUCCUGCUCAAAUAAUAUAUUUUCGCCAUUUAGGCUUGGACUUAUAUUGAUUAUCUUGUUGUUG